Racocetra persica is the source of this 161-nucleotide messenger RNA. Lineage: Eukaryota; Fungi; Glomeromycota; Glomeromycetes; Diversisporales; Gigasporaceae. The record is from the annotation of a GenBank genome assembly.
UGUUAACUGUUGCAUCUUUGGUUGUCAUUCCUAGUGGUAUUGCAUUCAUAGAUAUUUAUUGGUGUUACUAUAUUCUGGAGUUGUAUUUGCUAGAUUCAGUAUUUGUUGGUAAUGAUGGUUUGUUGUUGAUAGUGUUUGUUGGUGAUAGUGUUUAUUGGUGA